CCUGACCACCACCUCCACCGCUGCCACCAACCCCACUCUGACUGCAUCUACAGCUCAAUUUUCACACAAUUAACGGAAGCGUAGAAUAUUCUCAAAACAGAUGUGUUCAGGCAAACAUCUCACAGACUACUCCAGAGGCGCCAUAAAGAAGAAGAAAAAGCUGCAAUCCUCACAAUUUCCCACACAAACCGCCCUCCUCCCUCAAGCUCCUCGGCCGCGGCCAUGCACUCCAUCACCCCUGCAUUCUGGGUGGGUCUCCUGCUGUCCCUUUCCACUCCGACCAGCCAAUCCUGCAGCACCGGCUCAGCCAGCGAGUGCAAAGAGGCGGAGCUAGCCCCCGGAACCAAUCUGGCCGGGGAAGGGUUCGACAUCACCAAAAUGAAGCGUAAAGGUGCAUAUGUCAUCGACCUGAGCGUCUGGAAACGCAAAGACAAAACGUGCACGAUCUGCAGGAACCCGUACCUCGAGGGGAAAUUGCAGAAGCUGCCGCUGUCUGUGGUGGACUGGAGGCCGAACCACCACUGCAGUGUGAAAGUGGCCAGCUCGCUGUACCAGUCCAGCGAGGCCCUGGUCAGCGCCAGCUCAAACAGCGUGGAGAACAACUGGAAGUCCAAUUUAGACAUCUCAGUCGGUAAAGCUCAAGGAUCAUUAAUGAUGGCAGGAACCCAUUCCAAAUUGGCCGAGUUCUCCAUGGAGAAAACUAAGAAGGACAAGUUCAGUUUUACCAGCCACCAAGUGUCCUGCCUCUAUUACAGCUAUAGGGUGUCCAGCAAUCCCCGACUACACCCUGAAUUUCGGCGAGCUGUGAAACUCCUCCCGAAGGCAUACACCCAGGAAAACAAACAGCGCUACUACAAAUUAAUCGACAACUUUGGCACUCACUAUAUCACCAAGGUGGAGCUGGGAGGCAGCGUUCACUCGGUCACCAGCAUCAGGCAGUGCCAGGCCGCACUGCAGGGCCUGAGCUCGGAGGAGGUGAAGACCUGCCUGGACGUGGAGGCCGCAGCCAGCGUGGGGGACAACAAACUGAGCACGGAGGUCAAGCACUGCAAAAGUGCCGCGGACAAGCUGGAGAACAAGGCCGGCUUCUCCAGCAACUUCAACGACAGGUUGACUGAGAUUCGAGGGGGCCACACCACAGAGCCCGAGCUACUGUUUUCGGCCAAUAAAGAUCCAGGGGCCUACAAGGAGUGGUUGUCCUCCCUGACGCUGAGCCCAGACCUGGUGUCCUACUCCCUGGAUGCUCUCCACGAACUGCUCCCCACCUCCAACCCUGCCAGGCAGCACCUGCGUAAAGCCAUCAGCCACUACAUCCUGGAGAAUUCCCUCUGGAAGAACUGCUCCGCCCCCUGCCAGGCCGGCAUUAAGACACACCCCCAGGACUCGUGUAUCUGCAGUUGCCAUAACAACCCCGGAGUGACCCCGGACUGCUGUCCCUCUCAGAAAGGGCUGGCCCGGGUGAAGGUCACCGUGCAGAAGGGCACGGGCCUGUGGGGGGACUACAACACGGGCACGGACGGGUACGUGAAGCUGUUUCACUUCAAAACGCAGGCCGGCCGCACCAGAGUGAUCUACAACAACAACAACCCUGACUGGAACGAGCUCUUCGACCUGGGGUCAGUGGUUCUGUCGAUAGACGACCAGGUCAAAUUCGAGGUGUGGGACGAGGACAAUAAGUGGGACGACGACCACCUGGGUGAAUGCUCAGUUAAGCUGAAAGCAGGGGUCUAUGCGGACCUCUGCAAUCUGAACCACGGGCAGCUGUAUUAUAAGAUCGAGGUGACAUGCGCUCCGAGUUUGGGGGGUCCCGCUUGCCAGGACUACGUAGGGUCGCCGAUGAACUUCCACCUGGAGAAGGCGUACGUGUCCCGCAACGCGAGGACGGUCCCCAGGGAGAUGCUGGCGAAAAUGGGCGUGUUUGUGGACAAAGAUCCUCUUUCAGCCAAUCACAGCAUCUCCAGUGUGACUGAAAAUUAAGAAGUGUCUCAGGCAAAACUAUACAAAUAACAAUAGACAAGCUUAAAAAGAGUUACUUUCUGGAUACUUUCAGGAUACCGAUUAAAUGAGUACUCAUAUGCUACUUAUUUUCUUCUGCUGUAUGAUAACCAUAGAAAUUGUAAAGGAUGUUCCUUAUUCCUAUUUCUUUAUAGGAUUUUAUUUUCAAUUCUUGUUAUAUCUUGUAUUUAUUACCUAUUUUUUCAUUGCAAGCAUUCCUGUUCUACAACAAUUAUGUUACUUUUUUAUUAUAAUAAAAUCUGCAACAAAACAAA
Messenger RNA from Anguilla rostrata (American eel), 2270 nucleotides. RefSeq names its product perforin-1-like. The transcript has 5 exons. The record is from RefSeq and is a predicted model, not a curated record. Gene Ontology annotation, biological process: T cell mediated cytotoxicity; defense response to virus; immunological synapse formation. The coding region runs from base 223 to 1977 and encodes 584 amino acids. Gene Ontology annotation, cellular component: membrane; membrane attack complex. Gene Ontology annotation, molecular function: wide pore channel activity; pore-forming activity; calcium ion binding. Lineage: Eukaryota; Metazoa; Chordata; Actinopteri; Anguilliformes; Anguillidae.